UAAUGCUUUGACAUCUUGGAUCAGCUGUUGGUCAGGUGAACACAGAACGGCGCUAUGAAUGAAGAGCAGUGAAGAAGGGGCUACAAUAGAGGGACAGCGAAAGGAUCCGUGUCAUGAUGGUGCUCGUAUUGAUUGUCGCAGGUCUUGGGGUGGUCGCACUGCUCAUGGUUUUAUUCGCACCCCACAUUAGGAAAUACUCAGCAGGUGGAGCAUGUAUGUCUAUGACUCGGCUGGACGGGAAGACGGUCCUGAUUACUGGAGCCAACACUGGUAUUGGGAAGGAGACUGCUCUGGACCUGGCUAUCAGAGGUGCGAGGGUGAUCAUGGCGUGCAGGGAUGUGGAGAAGGGUGAGGCGGCCGCAGCAUCGAUACGACGCAUCUACUCUAAGGCAAACGUAGAGGUCCGAGAGCUAGACCUGGCUGAUACCAGCUCCAUACGGGCCUUUGCUCAACACUUCCUCCGAGAGGUCAACCACCUCCACAUCCUGAUCAACAAUGCUGGGGUCAUGAUGUGUCCCUACAUGAAGACCAAGGACGGUUUCGAGAUGCAGCUGGGGGUCAACCACCUGGGUCACUUCCUGUUGACGUACCUCCUGAUUGGCCUGCUAAAGCGGAGCGCUCCGGCCCGCAUCGUCGUGGUUUCUUCCCUGGCUCAUAACUUUGGCUGGAUCCGCUUCCAUGACCUCCUCAGCCAGGGCAGCUACAACAGCGGCCUCGCAUACUGCCAGAGCAAGCUGGCCAACGUCUUGUUUGCUAGGGAGCUGGCCCGCAGACUCAAAGGUUCCAGUGUGACGGUGAACUCUGUCCACCCGGGGUCGGUGUGUUCAGACCUGGUACGCCACUCCACCAUCAUGUCUCUGCUGUUCUCUCUGUUCUCCUUGUUCCUGAAGAGCCCUCGGGACGGGGCCCAGACAUCCAUCUACUGCGCUGUGGCAGAGGAGCUGCACUCUCUCACCGGGAAACACUUCAGUGACUGUGCCCCGGCCUUCGUGGCACCCCAGGGGAGGAAGGAGGAGACAGCCAAGAAGCUGUGGGACGCCAGCAGUGAGCUCCUGGGCAUCGUCUGGGACGACUGAUCUGAACCACCCUGUUAACACUAUCCACAGCUUGCAUCGCCAAGUGCACACUAUUCCCUUUAUAGUUCACUACUUCUGACCAGGACCCACAACCUUGUUCCCUGUCUCCAUUGCUUCCGCAUAGGAAAGAGCCGGCUAGUAGACAAAAUUAGGGCCCACGGGGCUCUGGUCAAAAGUAGUGAACUAUACAUUAGCGCUCACACUAUAUAUAAGGUGCCAAAGGUGACGCAACUAGGCUCUCUGUUCUCAAAUCAUUAUCAUUUCAUUACAUUAAUUAACCUCAAAACUACAGUUAUCUCACAAUGGGACUUGAGGAAUUGGGUAGGAACCAUAGAGGUUGAAAGACGCUGUAAUGGCACAGAGAUGAGUCCUCUAUGGUAGUAACUGUAAAAUGAGUCCUCUAUCUAUCUCUAUGGUCGUAACUGUAAGGUCAAAUGCAUUACUGUACUGUGAAGGGUCUAGUCAGGGCAUAACCAGGUCUAGCCAGGACAUAACCAGGUCUAGCCAGGACAUAACCAGGUCUAGCCAGGACAUAACCAGGUCUAGCCAGGACAUAACCAGGUCUAGCCAGGGCAUAACAAGGUCUAGUCAGGGUAUAUUACAAACCGUUUGUUUUGUAUCUUAUUAUAUUACAAACCAUGUAGAUUCAGCGUUAUGUUUGGUUGCUUUUAAGCUUGCCUUUUCUAAACCAUGUAGAUUCAGCGUUGUGUUUGGUUGCUUUUAAGCUUGCCUUUUCUAAACCAUUGCAAGCUGUUAUUUACCCUCCUGUUUGUUUGAUCCACUUCUUUCCUCCUCAGCAUUCAUGUUAAACUGCCAAGAUUGUCUUUUUUAUACAAAUGUGAAACAUGCCUUUUUCUACAUUUUAGGGUUGGAAGAUUCCUGAAAUUAUGAAGGAACAGAAAGGAAAUCUGGGAAUCCUCCAACCAGGAAUUCUGGAAUUUGUGGAAAUUUUUCAGAAAUGUGCAACCCAACUACAAAAGCAGUCAUGUCAGGAGUUGAAUGUUUACAUCUACUGUAAAUAAAGAUUAAAUGUUACUAGCUACUAUU
Molecule: messenger RNA, 2123 nt
Organism: Oncorhynchus gorbuscha (pink salmon)
Lineage: Eukaryota; Metazoa; Chordata; Actinopteri; Salmoniformes; Salmonidae
Product: retinol dehydrogenase 12-like
Exons: 7
Coding region: 114-1076 (320 amino acids)
Source: RefSeq, a predicted model, not a curated record